Messenger RNA from Gekko japonicus, 3124 nucleotides. RefSeq names its product cation channel sperm-associated protein subunit gamma-like. Gene Ontology annotation, cellular component: CatSper complex; sperm principal piece; motile cilium. The record is from RefSeq and is a predicted model, not a curated record. The transcript is spliced from 24 exons. Lineage: Eukaryota; Metazoa; Chordata; Lepidosauria; Squamata; Gekkonidae. The annotation marks the transcript as partial.
AUCUUUCAUGAACAUCAACGGCUACGUGAAAGAAACACGCUCAGGCCCCGAAUUCAGCAUCGGAGAACGGGUGUCCAGUCUGAAAGACUACUUCUCCCUGAACGAGUCAUCGCGUCCCCUGUGGUACACUCACAAACAAGCCCCCGUACACAUCCUCGGCGGCAUUCCAAAGAACAAGGUCAUCCUCCUGUCGGACACGGGCUUUGACGAUUACUUCUUAAUAGAGGUGGCCAUCGACAGCUGCUGGAUCAGUAGCCAGAAGUGCCCCUGGGACCAAUUCUCUUCCAGCAUCUACGACGCCAUCGCCACGGAAAGCACCCUCUUCGUCCGCCAGAACCAGCUGGUCUAUUACUUUACGGGGAACUACAGCGCCUUAUACAUGAACACCUCAGGGUCUGAGCUGUGGACCCGCAUACUGGCCAAGCAGUGCGUGAGGAAGCUGAACCCAGUGGAUUUAACAAAGAAUAACACCGAGUACGUGAUUGCCCUCGGCGGAGGCUGGCAGGAAGGCGAAUUCUUCGUCAUCACGGUGUCAGAGCCCCCGCGGGUCCUCGUGGGCAAAGAUCAGCAGCACAGGGGAAGCUCGGAGAGACCCAGAGGACUCAUUAACCUGCAGAAUUGCUUCCUUUUUUCACCAGACGGGAUUGUGAAGCACGCUGCAUCCAGCAGGAAGUCGGCCUGUACCGUUCUCAAAAGGCGCUGCAUACUACAUUCAGUUGUGUUUGAUAUCGAACGGAACAGUUUCUUUCUGCUGGUAGAAACGAACUUGGAAAGCAACGCUUCUACUUACUACAUUAUGGCAUACCGCCAAGGUGAGGAUGGCCACUACGAGGUUCUUUCCGUUAUACCUCAAUUCAUACCCGAGGCCAGUGAUCAAGGGUUUGUGGUGUUGAUCGGGCAGGAGAAGUAUACAGAUAUCCCCAUGGUACCCAAAGGCAUCGCCUAUAAUCCCUCCAGCCUCAUCUUCUAUGUCUGGGGGAACAUGAUCUUGCAAAGCAACGACCUGAGGAAUUACCUUUACCUCUCCGAUUUCACCGGCGAUUCCGCCAUCAAGUAUUUUAUUCAGUCCUAUUCUGGGGAGCUUGCCUGCGUGACUGAAGACGAGCAGGUCUGGAUCUCCCACGAAGGCAGCUCCAUCAUCAGAAAGAUCUAUCCGUCCAGGGCCUGGGAACUGAACAAGAACCUUCAGAUAAUGGGCGGAUCGGCCAUAUAUCAGCGGCACGAGUCGCGGGUCACCGUGUUCUUUGACAGGCACAAUCUGCUAGAGCUGGUUUAUAUGGAGGAUGACCUUGGCCGUGGAAAGCUGAUCAAGAGAGAAUUCCCACAGCGGUACAUCCUGACCUACAGCCAUAUAAUCGACCACCCUCACCGGGUGUUCUCAGACGAGAACAAAGACUACAUCAAGUUCAGCCACACCUGCCCAUUUGCCUGGGUGCGCAUAGUGGGUCUGCCGCCCCCGCAGCGCUUCACCCGGAAGGAGCAUUACCGAACAGAGCCUCCAGACAUCAUGGAGAAAACGGGCUUCCAUGACAAGAAGUCUCUGACUGUCUACCAGGGGCUCAUCUUUCAGCUACUCUGGCUGCACUCAGCUUACAACAGGCCUUACGCAGACCCCGUCCACGACCCCACAUGGCGCUGGUGGAAGAACAAGGCAGAAGAUGCGCAAUACUAUUUCUAUGUGGCCAGCAACAGGAACUCUUCAGGGGGCGUCUAUGUCAACAUGGCCAACUAUGUCAAGGUCUACAACAUUGUAGCGAGCAAUGCGCUGCCAGAGACGAUCUACCUGGACAGGAACAGCAUCUACAACUUCUCUGUGUUCUUCAGCAUCAGGACGAAAGAACAGAGCCUGGGGGAGUCAGCGGAAGAAAACUCCCUCGAUUACGUGUGGCUGACCAUCAUUGUAGCCCAUCCCGAGUACGUGAACGUGUUCAUGGACAGGAAGGAACUGAUCAGCCGAGGGUCCGUGUUGUAUAAGGUGACGGUUAUGGACACUGGCAUCUACCCAAGACAGGACCUCAGCGGGAAGAAGCUUCUGAGGAGUUCAAUGAUCUUUAGUGUUGCAAAUGCAGUGACCAGGUGUUACGAUCACAGUCCCAUCGGACCAGUAAUAAAGGGCUACCGUGUGCUGCCUGUCAUUAUCGGUUGCCCCCCAGGCAGGAGGCUGGCCUUUGACAUCACAGGAACUUUGCAGUACAGCAUCAGGAAGAACAAGCGCUACUUCGACUGCGUCAACCCGGAUCCUGAGAUGCCAUGUUUCUUCUUCAGUGAUGUGUUCUACCCUUCCUUUUUGAUCCAAGACAUGGUGACGGGAGACUCGGGCCCAUUCAAGGGAAGGUGGGUGUGCCAGGAACACUCCCCAUGUUACGACAUCUUGCCCAGAGAUAUGUUGGCUCCUGAAUAUUUCUUUGUGAUCAGAGUGACAAACAGGGGGGUGGACCAAACCACCUACUGCGACUACGCCUUGGAGUUCGUCAUCCACGUCCACGGCCUGCGCCUCAGCCCCACCCGGGCCAUCUUCCUCAUGAAGGUCUCCAUGAGCUCUGUGGUCGGUAUGGUCUUCCUGUACAUGGCGAUCUACAUCUUGGGCCCCAGGGUCCGGGCCCUCUGGUCCAGAGUUGUCAGGAGGUUCGAGGAAGCAGUGGUUUUGCGGACCGGGUCCAGCCUCACCUUCUCGUCUUCAGUGACCAGCCGAGGUUCCCAGAACUACCUCGCCACCUUGUCUGAGUUUGCCACUCGUGACCUCCCACCUGCCAUUCUCAUCGAUGACUUCGAAGCCUCGCUCAGCACCCGGGUGCCAACACCACCGUCGGGCCACCCUGGCACCGGUGCCAAGCCCGACAACCUCCGCUUGAGAACCCAUCUCACGAGUCGCGCAUCCGGGGAGCGGGCGCCGUCCUCCUUGCCGCUUUUCUGUUCGGCAGCCCGGAACCCAGCGACAAGGAUCUCGAAACAAGUGCCAGCCGCUGCUCCGCGGGGCUCCGUUUUAUCUGUCGGCGGCAGCACCGCAUCUCUGCUGGCGGAUAUCAACACUGCUGACCCCAGGGACCCCCGAGAGAGAGGCCGCUCCAUUCAGCGCACUCUUUCACGGGCCAGCUCCUUUUCAUUGCGGGCUGCCGUUUCGUAA